UGACAGUCUCUGCCAAGUUCCGCGGGGACCCUGGGCCGUGGGACAUAAAGGGCCGCUGCCCGAGUGGCCGGCACAGCCUCUCUGCACCCAGCGAGUGACCUGUCGGAGGCCGUGCGUGCAGACCCCAGGAGAUGAGGGCCCUGCUCUUGACCCUCGGCCUCGUUGCCUCCCUGCAGGCCCAGGACGCUCCGGUCUCGGACAGCUGGACUGAGGACGUGUCAGGAAAAUGGUAUCUGAAGGCCGUGACCACAGACCAGGACAUUCCCGGGAAGAAUCAGGAGUCGGUGAUGGCCAUGACCUUCAGCGUCCUGGAGGGGGGCGACCUGGAGGCCAAAGUCACAUCGCGGGUUGAUGGUCAGUGUCAGGAGACGAGCCUGGUCCUGGAGGAAACCAAUGAUCCAGGCAGAUACACAGCCUACGGGGGCAAGCGUGAGGUGUUCGUCUUACCGCUGCGGGCGCAAGACCACUUCAUCCUGUACUGUGACGGCGAGCUGGACGGACGGCAGAUCCGCGUGGCGCGGCUUCUGGGAAGAAACCAGGAGAACAGCCCAGAGGCCUGGGAGGAGUUCACGGAGUUCGCAAAAGCCAAAGGGUUGAACCUGGAGAUCUUCAGGCCCCUGCAGAGCGGUGAGAAGCCCACAGAAACUUGCUCUCCCGGAGGAAACUAGGGGGGCACCAAGGCACCGCAGCAGGCCCCGGCAGCGCCUUCAGGAGGGCCCGCCCUGCAGGGCAAGGAAGGAGCCCUGUUCCUGGGACAUGGGCCGCUGCACCCCCUCCCUCCCAGCUCUCCACCCCUCUCCUGGCUUCAAAUAAAGAGUUUCAGCAUC
This is a messenger RNA of Bubalus bubalis (water buffalo), 827 nucleotides long. Its product is annotated as lipocalin-1. The transcript has 7 exons. NCBI's taxonomy places the organism in Eukaryota, Metazoa, Chordata, Mammalia, Artiodactyla, Bovidae. The record is from RefSeq and is a predicted model, not a curated record. Bases 132 to 668 code for a protein of 178 amino acids. Gene Ontology annotation, molecular function: small molecule binding.